GGAUCCUCAAUCCGACGCUAUCGUGCUAAGAGGCAAAACCGAUCCCAGGCCUCCGAUCCAGGGCGGAGGGAGGGAAAGAGGUCGCUGGGAAUCGGGAUGGAGACGGGAGAGGGAGCAGACGGUCCUAGCGGACCGGGUGAACCGGGAGCCGGGCCGGGGACGGAUCUGGCGGGGCUUGGCUGCGCCUCUUUCAACCAGGACUCCACGUAAGCGCCUCCGAACCCGCUGCCUGUUGGGCUGGUCGCCGACAACAGAAUGCUCUCUCUGCAAAUGUCCUUGUCAUUUUCUAUAAGAUAAGCUAUGGAUAAAUAUACCUGUUAGUAUGAUAUCAUGGUGAUGCAAUCUUAAAACAUAUUUCCCUUUAAUCGUGAGGUCCUAAAAUCCUAGUUAAAUAGCCCAUAGAUGUUAUAGAAUUAUACAUAGCGGCCAUAGAAUCAGAACGUGAUGAUCAGAAAGGGCUGUUCACAGUCAUCUGAACCAAAUACACUAAUUAUGCUUAAACCCUAAACCACAGGAUUUAUUCUAAAAAAGCUUUGAAAGCUCGGAGUGAAACUCUUCAGCCAAGGCUACUGAUGAGAAAGACGGAGAGUGUUGACAACAGUGGAUGGAACCGUUCUGGAGGCAGAACAACAGGACUUCAAAAGCACUCCUGUUAUACACGCUAAUAGAAAAUAGAAAUCUAUUGAUCCCUUUCUCAAUGUCUUCAUUUUAAAGUGGGGCAUAGGACUGGACCAACACAGUAAUAAACUAGUAUAAUAAUAAUAAUCUCACUAAAAUAAGAGAUUGAGACGAGAGAGAGAGAGUUCCUUUGCCUAAUGUAAGCACUAACUGAGAACGCUUGAAUCGCCAAGCUCAACUACUUUUCAUGAACAGAGCGCUAUCCCAAAUGGCAUCAUAUUCUCUAUGUAGUGCACUAGUUUUGACCAGGGCCUAUAGAGCACUAUGUAGGGAAUAGGGUGUUAUUUGGGGACGCAGCCUAACUUUCAGAUCGCCUGCUCACCUGAUAUGUGGCUGGCUGGCACUGUGGAGAGAAUUCUCACAACCUGUCCAUAGCUUCUGUCGUAGGCUAGGUACUAGGUAACACACCUUGAACAGGAGACUGUUUAUCUGAUGAAGGAAUGCAGAACAGAGUAGACCUGUUGUCCUGUCCUGUUGUGUUUGGAUCAGGUUGAGAGCUUCAAGUUCCUUGGUGUCCACAUCACCAACAAACUAACAUGGUCCAAGCACACCAAGACAGUCGUGAAGAGGGCACGACAAAACCUAUUCCCCCUCAGGAGACUGAAAAGAUUUGGCAUGGGUCCUCAGAUCCUCAAAAGGUUCUACAGCUGCACCAUCGAGAGCAUCCUGACUGGUUGCAUCACUGCCUGGUAUGGCAACUGCUUGGCCUCCGACCGCAAGGCACUACAGAGGGUAGUGCGUAAGGCCCAGUACAUCACUGGGGCCAAGCUUCCUGCCAUCCAGGACCUCUAUACCAGGCGGUGUCAGAGGAAGGCCCUAAAAAUUGUCAAAGACUCCAGCCACCCUAGUCCUAGACUGUUCUCUCUGCUACCGCAUAGCAAGCGGUACCGGAGCGCCAAGUCUAGGUCCAAGAGGCUUCUAAACAGCUUCUACCCCCAAGCCAUAAGACUCCUGAACAUCUAAUGAAAUUGCUACCCAGACUAUUUGCAUUGCGCCCCCCCCCCCCCCCCCCCCCCCCCCCCUCUCUGUUUAUUAUCUAUGCAUAGUCACUUUAAUAACUCUACCUACAUGUACAUAUUACCUCAAUUACCUCGACUAACCUGUGCCCCCGCACAUUGACUCUGUACCGGCACCCCCUGUACAGUGAGGGGAAAAAUUAUCCUUAAGAAAGGAUCAGUCUAUAAUUUUAAUGGUAGGUUUAUUUGAACAGUGAGAGACAGAAUAACAACAACAAAAAUCCAGAAAAACGCAUGUCAAAAAUGUUAUAAAUUGAUUUGCAUUUUAAUGAGGGAAAUAAGUAUUUGACCCCCUCUCAAUCAGAAAGAUUUCUGGCUCCCAGGUGUCUUUUAUACAGGUAACGAGCUGAGAUUAGGAGCACAGUCUUAAAGGGAGUGCUCCUAAUCUCAGCUUGUUACCUGUAUAAAAGGCACCUGUCCACAGAAGGAAACAAUAAAUCAGAUUCCAAACUCUCCACCAUGGCCAAGACCAAAGAGCUCUCCAAGGAUGUCAGGGACAAGAUUGUAGACCUACACAAGGCUGGAAUGGGCUACAAGACCAUCGCCAAGCAGCUUGGUGAGAAGGUGACAACAGUUGGUACGAAUAUUCGCAAAUGGAAGAAACGCAAAAUAACUGUCAAUUUCCCUCGGCCUGGGGCUCCAUGCAAGAUCUCACCUCGUGGAGUUGCAAUGAUCAUGAGAACGGUGAGGAAUCAGCCCAGAACUACACGGGAGGAUCUUGUCAAGGAUCUCAAGGCAGCUGGGACCAUAGUCACCAAGAAAACAAUUGGUAACACACUACGCCGUGAAGGACUGAAAUCCUGCAGCGCCCGCAAGGUCCCCCUACUCAAGAAAGCACAUAUACAGGGCCGUCUGAAGUUUGCCAAUGAACAUCUGAAUGAUUCAGAGGAGAACUGGGUGAAAGUGUUGUGGUCAGAUGAGACCAAAAUCGAGCUCUUUGGCAUCAACUCAACUCGCCGUGUUUGGGAGGAGGAGGAAUGCUGCCUAUGACCCCAAGAACACCAUCCCCACCGUCAAACAUGGAGGUGGAAACAUUAUGCUUUGGGGGUGUUUUUCUGCUAAGGGGACAAGACAACUUCACCGCAUCAAAGGGACGAUGGACGGGGCCAUGUACCGUCAAAUCUUGGGUGAGAACCUCCUUCCCUCAGCCAGGGCAUUGAAAAUGGGUUGUGGAUAAGUAUUCCAGCAUGACAAUGACCCAAAACACACGGCCAAGGCAACAAAGGAGUGGCUCAAGAAGAAGCACAUUAAGGUCCUGGAGUGGCCUCCGUAUCAGAUAGGACGUGUGUGUUAGACCUGUGUUACUCAGUAUCAGAUAGGACGUGUGUAUUAGACCUGUGUUACUUCGUAUCAGAUAGGACGUGUGUGUUAGACCUGUGUGACUCAGUAUCAGAUAGGACGUGUGUAUUAGACCUGUGUGACUCAGUAUCAGAUAGGACGUGUGUAUUAGACCUGUGUUACUCAGUAUCAGAUAGGACGUGUGUAUUAGACCUGUGUGACUCAGUAUCAGAUAGGACGUGUGUAUUAGACCUGUGUGACUCAGUAUCAGAUAGGACGUGUGUAUUAGACCUGUGUGACUCAGUAUCAGAUAGGACGUGUGGUGUAUUAGACCUGUGUUGACUCAGUAUCAGAUAGGACGUGUGUAUUAGACCUGUGUGACUCAGUAUCAGAUAGGACGUGUGUAUUAGACCUGUGUGACUCAGUAUCAGAUAGGACGUGUGUAUUAGACCUGUGUGACUCAGUAUCAGAUAGGACGUGUGUAUUAGACCUGUGUGACUCAGUAUCAGAUAGGACGUGUGUAUUAGACCUGUGUUACUCAGUAUCAGAUAGGACGUGUGUAGUUAGACCUGUGUGACUCAGUAUCAGAUAGGACGUGUGUAUUAGACCUGUGUGACUCAGUAUCAGAUAGGACGUGUGUAUUAGACCUGUGUGACUCAGUAUCAGAUAGGACGUGUGUUGGAUAUAUAUAGGACUGACUGUGUGACUCAGUAUCAGAUAGGACGUGUGUGUUUGUGUGGGCAGUUUUAUCAGUUCUCUCAGAAAUGUUGCAUCAGUUUGGAAACAUGAUUACUAUACAGUGUGUGUGGAGAGAGUGAGUGAGAAAAAGAGAGUGAGAGAGCGAGAGAAUGGGAGAGAGUGUGUGUGCAAUACUUACUUUGUAUUUGGACUGGCUAUGCAAAAUGAUAAUGAGCAAGUUCAAGCACAUCAGUACUCCAUAGGCAAUAUCAUGUUUAACAGAAACUGAAAAUGAUAUUUCAGUCAUGUAGUUUGGGGAAAUUCCCUCCUGCCCAGAAUGGAUGGAGAACAUAGAGUUUACAUGAGUAAAGAGUCACACUUUCAACUUUCAAAUUCUAUGUUUUUGUCCCUUUAUCAAAAGUCCUUGCAGCAAACUUUAAAACAAAGUAAAUGUUUGGGGUUCUGGAAUCCCCAAAAUAAACAAUGCCUAUAAAAAGCCUUGAGAGCAAAGUCUGGUGUGCAUGAGAUGAGUCACACUUCAUUGACAUGUUUUUACCGUAGCAAGUUCAAUGUAUUUUUUACUUAUCUACCUCUGCUCGUUGUGUGUGUGUGUGUGUGUGUGUGUGUGUGUGCACACUGUAAUACUCAUGAAGAAACUAGUCACACAUUGACUUAUAAUAUUAUAUAUGUGUUUAUCAACCUCUUGUCAACCUCUGUAUGUUGUUGUUGUUGUUGUGUGUGUGUGUGUGUGUGUGUGUGUGUGUGUGUGUGUGUGUGUGUGUGUGUGUGUGUGUGUGUGGUGUGUUCCCAGGUCAUUGGCAGUGGGAACCAAGACAGGCUAUAAGCUGUUCUCUGUGACCUCAGUGGACAAACUGGACUGCAUCUACGAGAGCGGUUAGUAUAGCCCCGUCCCAAACACACCCCUAGACCCUGUCCCAAACAAACCCCUUACCCUAAUCCCCGUCCCAAACGAACCCGUCCCAAUCAAACCCCUUCCCCUAGAACCCGUCCCCAAAAAAAAACCUUCCCCUAGACUAGACUUAGUUCCAACACCUCUGUCUCUAUCUGAUAGGCUGCCUGUACUCUAUGACUCCUUUACCAGAGCCUUGUACAGUGCCUUAGGAAAGUAUUCAUACCCCUUGACUUUUUCCACAUUUUGUUAUGUUACGGCCUUGUUCUAAAAUGGAUUAAAUAAAUAAAAAUCAUCAGCAAUCUACACACAAUACCCCAUAAUGAAAAAGUGAAAACAGGUUUUUAGAAAUAAACAACUGAAAUACCUUAUUUACAUAAGUAUUCAGACCCUUUGCCAUGAGACUCGAAAUUGAGCUCAGGUGCAUCCUGUUUCCAUUGAUCAUCCUUGAGAUGUUUCUACAACUUGAUUGGAGUCCACCUUUGGUAAAUUCAAUUGAUUGGACAUGCUUUUGAAAGGCACACACCUGUCUAUAUAAGGUCCCACAGUUGACAGUGCAUGUCAAAGCAAGAACCAAGCCAUGAGGUCAAAGGAAUUGUCCGUAGAGCUCAGAGACAGGAUUGUGUCGAAGCACAGAUCUGGGGAAGGGUACCAAAAAAAUUCUGCAGCAUUGAAGGUCCCCAUGAACACAGUGGCCUCCAUCAUUCUUAAAUGGAAAAAGUUUGAAACCACCAAGACUCUUCCUAGAGCUGGCCUCCCGGCCAAAUUGAGCAAUCGGGGGAGAAGGGCCUUGGUCAGGGAGGUGACCAAGAAAUCGAUGGUCACUCUGACAGAGCUCUAGAGUUCCUCUGUGGAGAUGGGAGAACCUUCCAGAAGGACAACCGUCUCUGCAACACUCCACCAAUCAGGCCUUUAUAGUAGAGUGGCCAGACGGAAGCCACUCCUCAGUAAAAGGCACAUGACAGCCCGCUUGGAGUUUGCCAAAAGGCACCUAAAGACUCUCAGACCAUGAGAAACAAGAUUCUCUGGUUUGAUGAAACCAAGAUUGAACUCUUUGGCCUGAAUGCCAAGCGCCACGUCUGGAGGAAACCUGACACCAUCCCUACGGUGAAGCAUGGUGGUGGCAGCAUCAUGCUGUGGGGAUGUUUUUCAGCGACAGGGACUGGGAGACUAAUGAGGUACGAGGCAAAGAUGAACAGAGCAAAGUACAGAGCGAUCCUUGAUGAAAACCUGCUCCAGAGCGCUCAGGACCUCAGACUGGGGCGAAGGUUCACCUUCCAACAGGACAACGACCCUAAGCAUACAGCCAAGUCAACGCAGGAGUGGCUUCAGGAUAAGUUUCUGAAUGUCCUUGAGUGGCCCAGCCAGAGCUCGGACUUGAACCCGAUCAAACAUCUCUGGAGAGACCUGAAAAUAGCUGUACAGCAACGCUCCCCAUCCAACCUGACAGAGCUUGAGAGGAUCUGCAGAGAAGAAUGGGAGAAACUCCCCAAAUGCAGGUGUGCCAAGCUUGUAGUGUCAUACCUAAAAAUACUUGAUGCUGUAAUCGCUGCCAAAGGUGCUUCAACAAAGUACUGAGUAAAGGGUCUGAAUACUUAUGUAUAUGUGAUAUUUCCGUUUAUAUAUUUAUUUAUAAAUUAGCUAAAUUUUCUAACAACAAGUUUUUGCUUUGUCAUUAUGGGUUAUUGUGUGUAGAUUUAUGAGGGGGAAAAAAACAAUUUAAUCCAUUUUAGAAUAAGGCUGUAACAUAACAAAAUGUGGAAAGAGUCAAGGGGUCUGAAUCCUUUCCGAAGGCGCUGUAGUGGGAUCUGAUAUGAUCUCCCUUCAAGGCUCUGACUUAUACAGUACUCUGCUCUGCCAAGCUGUAGCAUUGUUCAGCCCAUAUAUAGGAUCUCAUUCUAGUUCUGUCCAGCCUUUCUCUGGGCAUUAGUGUCAGUUACAGGGAAAUUCAUUGGCAGUCCUCUUCCAGUGAUGGGUAAUUCUCUGUUAGUCUACUUCCUUGUGGUGAAUCACUGGCUGUGUUCCAAAUACAUAGAGCCCUAUGGCCCCUAGUCAAAAGUAGUGCACUAUAUAGGCAAUAGGGUGUAAUUUGGGUUGCAGACACUGUGUGUAGACUGAUAACUGGUUUACAGACAACAGUGGAUAGAUGGAUCACUUCACUAGCCACCAGUCUCUGGUCAUUUACUGCUCAGUUCAUUAUUACUGGCAGACAGACACAGUGAUACGGUGUGGAGAUAGAAACCAACCAUGGCAGGACACUAAUACCAGGCUACCUCAGCCCCCCAGGACACUAAUACCAGGCUACCUCAGCCCCCCAGGACAAUAAUACCAGGCUACCUCAGCCCCCCAGGACACUAAUACCAGGCUACCUCAGCCCCCCAGGACAAUAAUACCAGGCUACCUCAGCCCCCAGGACACUAAUACCAGGCUACUCAGCCCCCCAGGACACUAAUACCCAGGCUACCUCAGCCCCCCAGGACAAUUAAUACCAGGCUACCUCAGCCCCCCAGGACAAUAAUACCAGGAUACCUCAGCCCCCCCCAGGACAAUAAUACCCAGGCUACCUCAGCCCCCCAGGACACUAAUACAGGCUACCUCGCCCCCCAGGACACUAAUACCAGGCUACCUCAGCCCCCCCAGAACACUAAUACCAGGCUACCUCAGCCCCCCAGGACACUAAUACCAGGCUACCUCAGCCCCCCAGGACAUAAUACCCAGGCUACCUCAGCCCCCCCAGGACACUAAUACAGGCUACCUCGCCCCCCAGGACACUAAUACCAGGCUACCUCAGCCCCCCCAGGACACUAAUACCAGGCUACCUCAGCCCCCCAGGACACUAAUACCAGGAUACCUCAGCCCCCCAGGACACUAAUACCAGGCUACCUCAGCCCACAGGACAUAAUACCAGGAUACCUCAGCCCCCAGGACACUAAUACAGCUACCUCAGCCCCCCAGGACAUAAUACCAGGCUACUCAAGCCCCCCAGGACACUAAUACAGGCUCCCUCAGCCCCCACGGACACUAAUACCAGGCUACCUCAGCCCCCCAGGACACUAAUACCAGGAUACCUCAGCCCCCCAGGACAUAAUACCAGGCUACCUCAGCCCCCCAGGACAUAAUACCAGGAUACCUCAGCCCCCCUGGACACUAAUACCAGGCUCCCCCCAUCCCCCUGUGUGUCACCCUUGCGUCCCCCAUCAGAGACCCCAGACGUGUACAUCGUUGAGCGGUUGUUCCCAGCAUCUGGUGGUGGUGGUUAGUCUCUCCUGCCCGACGUAUGAACGUCUACCACUUCAAGAGGGAACGGAGAUCUGCAACUACAGCUACAGUAACAACAUCCUCUCUGUCAGACUCAACAGACAGGUAAUAGAAUACGUAACAACAUCCUCUCUGUCGACUCAACAGACAGGUAAUAGAACUACGUAACCACGUCUCUCUGUCGAACUCAACAGACAGGUAAUAGAACUACGUACCACGUCUCUCUGUCAACUCAACAGACAGGUAUAGAACUACAGUAACCACGUCCUCUCUGUCAGACUCAACAGACAGUAAUAGAACUACAGUAAAACAUCCCUCUGUCAACUCAACAGACAGGUAAUAGAACUACAGUAACCACAUCCUCUCUGUCAGACUCAACACAGGUAAUAGAACUACAGUAACCAGUCUCUCUGUCAGAUCAAAGACAGGUAUAGAACUACAGACCACGUCCUCUCUGUCAGACUCAACAGACAGGUAAUAGAACUACAGUAACCACGUCCUCUCUGUCAGACUCAACAGACAGGUAAUAGAACUACAGUAACCACAUCCCCUCUGUCAGACUCAACAGACAGGUACAGUAGAUUGGACACGCAUACAUACAUGGAUAGACGCAGAUAUGCAUGGACAGAUAUGUAGGUCUCUUACUAAACAACAAUGACAAUGUUUCAACAGGAACUUGAGGUGUGAUCUACUCUCUCUAUCUCUCUCUCUCUCUACUCUAUCUCUACUACUCUCAUCAUCUAGAUCUACUCUCUCUCUCUCUACUCUCUCUCUCUCUAUCUCCUCUAUCCUCAUUGCAAUCUCGCCGCUCUCUCUCGCUCUCUCUACUCUCAUCUUCUCUCUCUCUCUCAUCUACUCUCUCUACUCUCUCUCGCUCUCUCUCUCUCUCUCUCUCUCUCUCUCUUCUCUCUCUCCCCUCCUCCUGUAGAGGCGGGGUGGUUGUGUGUCUGGAGGAGUCAGUCUACAUACACAACAUCAAAGACAUGAAGCUGCUGAAGACCCUACUCAGCACGCCCUCCAACCCCUCAGGUAAACACACUAUAUACAGUCUACCUACAGAACGGUGUUUCCCAAACCAGUGUGUCUGCUCUAUGUCUUUCUGAUGGGUUUGGAAAAGCAGAAGCUGUCUUUCUGUGGACUGAAAGGAAAAUGGAUCAAUAAAGUAUUUUUCUUCUGUUCAGGUCUGUGUGCUCUGUCCAUCAACCAUUCCAACUCCUACCUGGCCUACCCAGGCAGCUCCACCAUCGGAGAGAUCAUAGUUUAUGACGCCAACAACCUGGUAAGGCCUACUAUACUACUGAACUACUACUGAACAACUACUGUACUACUACUACUAUACUAACUACUAUACUACUAUACUACUAUUAUACUACUAUACUACUAUUAUACUACUGUACUACUAUACUACUAUACUACUAUACUACUAUACUACUAUACUACUGUACUACUGUACUACUGUACUACUAUACUACUAUACUACUGUACUACAGUACUACAGUACUACUACUAUUGUACUACUAUACUACUACUAUACUACUACACUGCUGUACUACUACUGUACUACUACUAUACUACUAUACUACUAUACUAUUGUACUACUGUACUACUAUACUACUACGUUACUACUGUACUACUGUACUACUACUGUACUACUAUACUAUUAUACUACUACUAUACUAUUGUACUACUAUACUACUACGUUACUACUGUACUACUACUGUACUACUAUACUACUACGUUACUACUGUACUACUACUGUACUACUAUACUACUACGUUACUACUGUACUACUACUGUACUACUAUACUAUUAUACUACUGUACUACUAUACUAUUAUACUACUACUACUAUACUAUUAUAAUACUACUACUAUACUAUUAUACUACUACUACUAUACUAUUGUACUACUGUACUACUAUACUAUUAUACUACUACACUACUAUACUACUAUGGUACUACUAUACUACUGUACUACUAUACUAUUAUACUACUAUACUACUACGGUACUACUAUACUAUUAUACUACUAUACUACUACGGUACUACUGUACAACUACUACUAUACUAUUAUACUACUGUACUACGGUACUACUAUACUAUUAUACUACUAUUGUACUACUAUACUACUAUACUACUAUGCUACUAUGGUACUACUAUACUACUGUACUACUAUACUAUUAUACUACUAUACUACUACGGUACUACUGUACUACUAUACUAUUAUACUACUAUACUACUACGGUACUACUAUACUACUGUACAACUAUACUAUUAUAAUACUAUACUACUAUACUACUAUACUACUACUAUACUGCUGUACUACUAUACUAGUAUACUACUAUACUACUAUGGUACUACUGUACUACUACUACUAUACUAUUAUACUACUGUACUACGGUACUACGGUACUACUAUACUAUUAUACUACUAUACUACUACUGUACUACUAUACUACUGUGCUACUAUACUAUUAUACUACUAUACUACUAUGGUACUACUAUACUACUGUACUACUAUACUAUUAUACUACUAUACUACUACUGUACUACUAUACUACUGUGCUACUAUACUAUUAUACUACUAUACUACUAUGGUACUACUACGGUACUACUGUACUACUAUACUAUUAUACUACUAUACUACUACGGUACUACUAUACUACUGUACAACUAUACUAUUAUAAUACUAUACUACUAUACUACUAUACUACUACUAUGCUGCUGUACUACUAUACUAUUAUACUACUAUACUACUACGGUACUACUGUACUACUACUACUAUACUAUUAUACUACUGCACUACGGUACUACGGUACUACUAUACUAUUAUACUACUAUACUACUACUGUACUACUAUACUACUGUGCUACUAUACUAUUAUACUACUAUACUACUAUGGUACUACUAUACUACUGUACUACUAUACUAUUAUACUACUAUAAUACUAUACUACUACGGUACUACUGUACUACUACUACUAUACUGUUAUACUACUGUACUACGGUACUACGUUACUACUAUACUAAUAUACUACUAUACUACUAUACUACUAUACUACUACUGUACUACUAUACUAUUAUACUACUAUACUACUAUACUACUACGGUACUACUGUACUACUACUACUAUACUAUUAUACUACUGUACUACGGUACUACGGUACUACUAUACUAUUAUACUACUAUACUACUACUGUACUACUAUACUACUAUACUACUAUGGUACUACUAUACUAAUGCACUACUAUACUGUUAUACUACUAUACUACUAUACUACUAUGGUACUACUAUACUACUGUGCUACUAUACUAUUAUACUAUUAUACUACUACGGUACUACUAUACUACUAUACUACUACGGUACUACUAUACUACUACGUUACUACUAUACUGCUGUACUACUAUACUAUUAUACUACUAUACUACUAUACUACUACUAUACUACUGUACUACUAUACUAUUAAACUACUAUACUACUAUACCAUUAUACUAUUAUACUACUAUACUACUACGGUACUACUAUACUACUGUACUACUAUACUAUUAUACUACUAUACUGCUGUACUACGGUACUACUAUACUACUAUACUACUAUACUACUACUGUACUACUAUACUAUUAUACUACUAUACUACUACGGUAAUACUAUACUACUGUACUACUAUACUAUUAUAAUACUAUACUACUAUACUACUACGGUACUACUAUACUACUGUACUACUAUACUACUAUACUACUACGGUAAUACUAUACUACUGUACUACUAUACUAUUAGAUAUUAGUAAUACUAUACUACUACGGUACUACAUAACUACGUACUACAUUACUAUUAACUACUAUACUACGUACGGAUACUACUACACUACGUACUACAUACUACUAUACUACUAGUAUACUACGGUACUACUAUACUGACUGUACCUAUACUAUUAUACUACUAACUGAUGUAUGACGAUAGACUACAACUGGAGUACUACUAUAGGUAUACUACGUACUACUAGACACAUAUUACUACUACGGUGACUACAUACUACUAUUACUACUACUGUUACUUACUAUAUCUAUUAUACUUACUGUGACUACGAUUACUAAUGUUACGUACUACUAACUAUACUAGUAUCGGCUGCUCUCUCUAUCGCUAUCUCUCCUCUCCUCUCUCUCUCUCUCCUCUUCUCUCUCUCCUCUCUCUCUCUCUCUCAGAGCACUGUGACAAUGAUCCCGGCCCAUGACAGUCCCCUGGCUGCUCUCACCUUCAACGCAUCAGGCACCAAGCUGGCCAGCGCCUCGGAGAGGGUAAGCACUGAGCACUACCAGGAUAGCUGCCCCUAGUGACGGGAGGCCAGCACUGCUUUUUGACAGCUUACCUGGAAAUUGUAGUUAGGCCUGUCUAUGUCAAAAAACAUUUAGUACUUGACUAGUAAUAGAUGUAUUCUGCUACAGCACAUACAGUGUCUUAUAAGCCCAUGUGGGCGGGGCAUCCUGAAGAGGCAUGACACUAUACUAAUAUAAUAAUACAGUGUAGCUAGACAGCCCUGACUGGGAGGGACUGACUCUCUUCCUGUCUCCCUUUAUUCCCCAUCGCUUGGCUCUUCCUCUCUCCCUUCUUCAUAUCUCUGUCUCUCCCUCCCUCCCUCUCUCCCUCUCUCCCGCUCUCCCUCCCUCCCUCUCUCCAGGGUACUGUAAUCCGUGUGUUCUCCAUCCCAGAGGGACAGCGUCUGUUUGAGUUCCGCAGAGGGAUGAAGAGGUCAGAGUUCACACAACAGAACAUAAACUGUAUAAACACACUUUAUACUGUAACAGAACAGAACACACCAUAGUCUACACCUUAUGAACAGGACCAACAGAACACAGGACAUUUCUGGACAUUUCCUCGUCUAGGUUCUCUAUUCCCGCCCCCAAUUAAAUAACGACCUAUCAGGAGCAUGGGAAACCAUAAGGAUGAUGAAUGUAAAAUACUAGAGAAGGAGUCUGUCAGGAGCAUGGAAACCAUAAGGAUUUUGCUGUGGUAAACAAGGAAAUACUUUAUUUCAGUGAUACGGAUUGAUUGUCAAAUAGUUAAAUCUACUCUUGGUCAGCUACAAAAGCAGGUUUAAUUUACACCGAUGAUAACACCCACCAGAGGGCGAAAAUGCCUUCAAAGACGUUGACCGCAAACAACACUAUAAUUAACACUGGCAACACUGCAGCCAUAGAUGUAAUCUCCAGAUUGGGGAGACAGGCAUGUGUUUAUUUUUAAUUUAUUUUACCUUUAUUUAACGAGGCAAGUCAAUUAAGAACAAAUUCUUAUUUACAAUGACGGCCUACACCGGCCAAACCCGGACGACGCUGGGCCAAUUGUGCGCCGCCCUAUGGGACUCUCAAUCACGGCCGGUUGUGAUACAGCCUGGAAUCGAACCAGGGGGUCUGUAGUGACGCCUCAAGCACUGAGAUGCAGUGCCUUAGACCGCUGCGCCACUCGGGAGCCCGAGUGGUGCAAUGCAGAGUAGUAGACUCACAUUAUGACAACAUCAGAACCGACUGAAGACAGGUUUCUGAGUUUAUAAGAAGCUCCACCACAUGGCUCAGUAUUGAGUUGAGUCAUGUGGAAUAGAACAGGCAAAAACAAGGGAAUAUCAAGCUGAAAUGUUUCGCGUUUCAAAUGCAUCUUUCAUAGAUAGAUGACGUCAUUGGUGUAAUUAAGUUCUUACUGACAGUAUGAGUGUAGAAGAGACUUAUAAUAACUUCCUGUGUGUGUCUUCAGGUACGUCAACAUCAGUUCCCUGUCCUUCAGUCCUGACGCCCAGUUCCUCUGUGCCUCCAGCAACACUGAGACCGUACACAUCUUCAAACUGGAACAGCACGGACCCAGGUACACACACACAAACCACACAAACCACAAACACACACACCACGAAGGAGUCACCCUCAACCUGGGAAGUCUACAUGGGGAAAACACUCUCUCUCUCUCUCUAUCUCCCCUUCUCUCUAACCCUGUAUCUCCCUGUCUCUCUCUGUGUAUCUCCCUGUCUCUCUAACUGUGUAUCUCCCUGUCUCUCUCUGUGUAUCUCCCUGUCUCUCUAACCCUGUAUCUCCCUGUCUCUCUAACCCUGUAUCUCCCUGUCUCUCUCUGUGUAUCUCCCUGUCUCUCUCUGUGUAUCUCCCUGUCUCUCUAACCCUGUAUCUCCCUGUCUCCUCUGUGUAUCUCCCUGUCUCUCUCUGUGUAUCUCCCUGUCUCUCUAACCCUGUAUCUCCCUGUCUCUCUCUGUUUAUCUCCCUGUCUUCUCUCUGUGUAUCUCCCGUCUCUCGAACCUGUAUCUCCUGUCUCUCUAACCUGUAUCUCCUGUCUCUCUCGGGUGUAUCUCCCUGUCUCUCUCUGGUGUAAUCUCCCUUUCUCUCUACCCUGGACUUCCUGCUCUCUCUGUGUAUCCCCUGUCUCUCUAACCCCUGUAAAAUCUCUCCCUGUCCUCUCUCUGUGUAUCUCCCUGUCUCUUAACCCUGUAGCUCCCUGUCUCUCUCUGUGUUCUUCCCUGUCCCCUCUCUACCCCUGUAUCUCCUGUCUCUCUCUGUGUAUCUCCCUGUCUCUCUAACCCUGUAUCUCCCUGUCUCUCUCUGUGUAUCUCCCUGUCUCUCUAACCCUGUAGCUCCCUCUCUCUGUGUAAUCUCCUGUCUCUCUAACCCUGUAUCCUCCCUGUCUCUCUCGUGUAUCUCCCUUGUCUCUCUCUGUGUAUCUCCCCUGUCUCUCUAACCUGUAUCUCCCUGUCUCUCUAACCCUGUAUCGCCCGUCUCUCUCGUGUAUCUCCCUGGUCGCUCUAACCCGGUAUCUCCCUGUUCUCUCGUGUUCUCCCCUGUCUCUCUCUGUGUAUCUCCUGUCUCUCUAACCCCUGUAGCCCCUGUCUCUCUCUGUUAUCUCCCUGUCUCUCUAACCCUGUAUCCCCUUCGCUCUCUGUGUAUCUCUCCCUGUCUCUCUCUGUGUAUCCCUUCUCUCUAACCGUAGCUCCUGUCUCUCUCGUGUAGCUCCCUGUCCCUCUCGAACCCUGUAUCUCCCUGUCUCUCUCUGUGUAUCUCCCUGUCUCUCUAACCCUGUAUCUCCCUCUCUCUGUGUAUCUCCCUGUCUCUCUAACCCUGUAUCUCCCUGUCUCUCUAACCCUGUAUCUCCCUGUCUCUCUCUGUGUAUCUCCCUGUCUCUCUAACCCUGUAUCUCCCUCUCUCUGUGUAUCUCCCUGUCUCUCUCUCUGUUUAUCUCCUGUCUCUCUCUUUGUAUCUCCUGUCUCUCUCUGUUAUCUCCCUGUCUCUCUAACCCUGUAUCUCCCUGUCUCUCUCUGUGUAUCUCCCUGUCUCUCUAACCCUGUAUCUCCCUGUCUCUCUCUGUGUAUCUCCCUGUCUCUCUAACCCUGUAUCUCCCUGUCUCUCUCUGUGUAUCUCCCCUCCCUGCUCUCUAACCUUAUCUCCCUCUCUCUGUGUUCUCUCCCGGUCUCUCUAACCCGGUAUCUCCCUCUCUCUGUUUAAUCUCCCGUCUCUCUAGCUCUACCCUGUAGCCCUCCCUGUCCUCUCGUUGUAUCUCCCUGUCUCUCUCGUGUACUCCCUGUCUCUCUAACCCUGUAUCUCCCCUGUCCUCCCAUCUCUAACCCACACGCCCUGUAUCUUCCUGUCUCUCUCUGUGUAUCUCCUUCUCGUCCUAACCCUUAUCUCCUGUCGCUCUCUGUGUAUCUCCCUGUCUCUCUCUGUGUAUCUCCCUGUCUCUCUAACCCUGUAUCUCCCUGUCGCUCUCGGUGUAUCUCCCCUGAUCUCUCUCAACCCUGUAGCUCCCUGUCUCUUCUCUCUGGUCUCCCUGUCUCUCUCUGUGUAUCUCCCUGUCUCUCUAACCCUGUAUCUCCCUGUCUCUCUCUGUGUAUCUCCCUGUCUCUCUAACCCUGUAUCUCCCUGUCUCUCUCUGUGUAUCUCCCUGUCUCUCUAACCCUGUAUCUCCCUCUCUCUGUGUAUCUCCCUGUCUCUCUAACCCUGUAUCUCCCUGUCUCUCUAACCUGUAUCGCCCUGUCUCUCUAACCCUGUAUCUCUCCCUGUCUCUCUCUGUGUUAGCUCCCUGUCCUCUCUAACCCUGGUCCCUCUCCCUGUCUCUCUCUGUGUAUCUCCCUGUCUCUCUAACCUGUAUCUCCCUCUCUCUGUGUAUCCCCGGUCUCUCUAACCCUGUAUGCUCCCUGUCUCUCUCUCUGUAGUGGAGAGGGAUUGUCCUACCGGGGGAUCCGUACUAGGGAAGAUGUUUCUCUGCAGCCACAGCUCCACUCCCUCCCAGGUGUCUGUCUUAUUUGCAUUUCCUUUCUUGUUCCCUGCAUGUUUAUAUAUUAUGCUUAUUCUUAUUCAAUACUAUUUCAAAUACUAUUUUAGUUGCUGUACUGAGAGGAGAUCUUGUAAGUAAGCAUGUCAUUGUACUGUGUACACCAAGCUGUAUCCUGUCAUACGACAAUAAACUUUGAUUGGAUUUGAGGGUGUCUGGAGUGAUGAGUCAGGAAAGAGCCUUCGCCACAUGUACGCCUCCAUAGUGGGCCGGGCAGAGGAACGUCUGUACCCUCGCCACGUGAGUCCUCCCUGUGUGUGUGUGUGUGUGUGUGUAGGGUGUGUGUGUUUGUGUGUGUAGGGUGUGUGAGUUGCUGUGUAGGGUGUGUGAGUUUGUGUGUGUGUGUAGGGUGUGUGAGUGCGUGUGUACUGUAGAAGGUGUUGGUGUGUGUUUUUGGUCUCAUUAGGUUUUGGUCUUCUAUUUGUUAUACACAGUUAUAGACAGUAUUACCCAAGAAUAUACAGUAUUUACACAUAAUAUACGUAUUACAAGUAAAUAGACAGUAAUUACACAGUAGUAGAACAGUAUUUAAAGCACAGUAAUAGACGUAGUAGACAGUAUUACAACGUAGGUAGACGUAGUGACAGUAUAGACAGGAUUACACAUAUACACAGUAAUAGACAGUAGUAAAUACCUUAUACACGUAUAGACAGUAAUAUACUAAUUACACAGUAAUUGACAGGAGUAGACAAGUUUUAAAAUACUAUAUAGUAUAUCAUCCUGACCUGGAUCCGAGAGUAAAAAAAAAAAAAAAAAAAAAAAAAAAAAAAAAAAAAAAAAAAAAAAGAAAAAAAAAAAAAAAAAAAAGAAAAAAAAAAAAAAAAAAAAAAAAAAAAAAAAAAAAAAAAAAAAAAAAAAAAAAAAAAAAAAUUGGCCAUAAUUGGUAUAGAUGCUGUAUUCCUGUUUCAACUGGUGUGAGGUGUCAUGGCUGGCUGUGUCCUGUACUGUCUGUCAGAUCCAGAAGCUCCCUCCUCGUCUGCUGGUGGGGCCUCCUCCCGAACCGGAAAAAAAAAACCCCCCAGCUGUUCAUUAUAACGUUAGACCUCAGGACGAGGAGAGUGUGUCCUGGCUCAGAAACACAGGUGAGAGGUCAACUCAGGUCAAGAGGUCAUCGAGGGCCGUAUGCCCU
Molecule: messenger RNA, 17254 nt
Organism: Coregonus sp. 'balchen'
Lineage: Eukaryota; Metazoa; Chordata; Actinopteri; Salmoniformes; Salmonidae
Source: the annotation of a GenBank genome assembly